CACGCCGUCAACGCAUAUAGCUCAGGAGCUCGGCGGAUGGUUGCGCGAGGUACCUAUUGCACUGGCUGAAACAGGAUCGACUGAUACGCGUGUGCCUUCCGACUACUUUCUCCCAGCGUUCUGGCUGCACAUGCCAGGAUCGCCACACUGAAGCAUUAAUCAAAUGGAUCUUGCCACAAGUUCUCGAGAUGCCGCCGGCCUGCCGAUUAAUCUCUGAAGGGAGAGCGAAUAUCGCACUUGUAUCUGAAGUACUCCUCGUAUGCGAAACAGCUCACAAAUUCACGUAUGCCUACGCAGAUGGCACACUUCAUCGUACUGCUAAUUCUGGCUUUAAACAUCUCGAUGAUGCUUCGAGUGGUCCUACGUUCCAUGAACGCGAAGCUAUCUAUGCAUAAAUAUUCGUACGUCGGGGAGGACUAUCCGCUUUGGUAUCCUAUCGAGGUUGGCCCUGUGGCCAUGACCUUCGAGGAAACGGGUCGCUUUGCCCUCCAAGGGCCUGUUGCCGACGCGGAAUGGGACACUCUCCGAGUGAUCAACACCCACGAAGGCUUCGUUCGCCUGGGCCCCGACAAUCGCAUGUUUUCGGUGGCAAUGUUCCAUGAGCUCCAUUGCGUCUCGGACGUCUUCCGCGUCGCCCUAGUCGACGCCGAAGACCCGAGGGCCAAGGAGCACCAUUUCCAGCACUGCCUGAACUACCUCAGACAGCUCUUCCUCUGCUCCGCUGACGCCACCCUGGAGCCGUACGAUUUCAUGGAGCGCGACUUCGAGAGAGACCGAGGUGGCUUUACCAGAGAGUGCAGAGAUUGGAGUGCGGUCUACGAGGCUUCCGCGCGCAACUGGGAUUGGUGGGAAGAAUACAAACUUACGCACCGUACGCGACCUUCCACAUUUCCGACUUCCUGA
Messenger RNA from Punctularia strigosozonata HHB-11173 SS5, 903 nucleotides. RefSeq lists its product as uncharacterized. Lineage: Eukaryota; Fungi; Basidiomycota; Agaricomycetes; Corticiales; Punctulariaceae. The transcript has 2 exons. The record is from RefSeq and is a predicted model, not a curated record. Gene Ontology annotation, biological process: mycotoxin biosynthetic process. The coding region runs from base 286 to 903 and encodes 205 amino acids.